AUGCUGUCCGGCGUGCUAAUAUUCAAUCAAAAAGGCGAAAACCUCAUCUUUCGCGCCUUUCGCAAUGACUGCCGGCCGCGCCUCGCGGAUGUCUUUCGCAUCCAAGUGAUAUCCAACGCCCAGGUCCGGUCCCCUAUCCUGACGCUCGGCAGCACGACCUUUAGCCACGUCAAGCACGAAAACAUUUACCUCGUCGCCAUUACCAAAACCAACGCCAAUGCCGCGCUCGUGUUUGAGUUUCUGUACCGCCUGAUACAGCUGGGCAAGGGCUACUUUGUCAAGUUUGACGAGGAGGCUGUCAAGAACAACUUUGUCCUGGUGUACGAAUUACUGGACGAAAUCAUCGACUUUGGCUACCCCCAAAACACGGAAACCGAUACGCUGAAAAUGUACAUCACCACAGAAGGCGUCAAGUCCGAAGCGCGACCAGAAGAUACAUCCAAGAUUACAAUGCAAGCCACAGGCGCCUUGUCAUGGCGCAAAGCCGACGUCCGCUAUCGGAAAAACGAAGCGUUUGUCGACGUCAUCGAAGACGUCAACCUGCUCAUGUCGGCGACGGGCGCCGUGCUGCGCGCCGACGUCACGGGCCAAAUCGUCAUGCGCGCGUACCUCUCGGGCACACCGGAAUGCAAGUUUGGCCUCAACGACCGGCUCCUCCUCGAUAACGACGGCCUCAAGUCGCUCGAAAGCGGCAACAAGCUUGGGUCCAAGGCGACCAAGGCGGCGGCGGGCAGCGUGACGCUCGAAGACUGCCAGUUCCACCAGUGCGUCCGGCUGGGCAAGUUUGACAGCGACCGCAUCAUCAGCUUCGUGCCGCCCGACGGCGAGUUUGAGCUCAUGAAGUACCGCGCCGUCGAAAACGUCAACCUGCCGUUCAAGGUGCACGCCAUCGUCAACGAGGUGGGCCGCUCCAAGGUGGAAUACAGCAUCGGCGUCAAGGCGAAUUUCGGGCCCAAGCUGUUUGCGACCAAUGUCAUUGUCCGCAUACCGACGCCGCUCAACACGGCCAAGAUUGUGGAACGGUGCACGCAGGGCAAGGCAAAGUACGAGCCGAGCGAGAACUGCAUCGUGUGGAAGAUUGCGCGCUUCACUGGCCAGAGCGAAUACGUGCUGAGUGCGGAAGCCCUCCUGACGAGCAUGACGAACCAACGGGCGUGGAGUAGGCCGCCUCUGAGCCUCAAUUUCAGUCUACUCAUGUUUACGAGUUCGGGUCUUCUUGUGCGAUACUUGAAAGUAUUUGAGAAGAACAACUAUUCCAGCGUCAAGUGGUGGCGCCAUUCCCAGUAG
Molecule: messenger RNA, 1287 nt
Organism: Cordyceps militaris CM01
Lineage: Eukaryota; Fungi; Ascomycota; Sordariomycetes; Hypocreales; Cordycipitaceae
Product: AP-2 complex subunit mu-1
Exons: 3
Coding region: 1-1287 (428 amino acids)
Biological process (GO): clathrin-dependent endocytosis; intracellular protein transport
Cellular component (GO): AP-2 adaptor complex; cytoplasmic vesicle
Molecular function (GO): clathrin-cargo adaptor activity
Source: RefSeq, a predicted model, not a curated record